CCCCGCGCCAGCCCCAACCUGCUGGGCUCGGCACAUCCCUCCCGACAGUGUGGGCCCGGUGAGGUGGCUGGGCUGAGCGUGGGCAGUCGGUGGGCCGCAGCGGCACCAUGCCCUUGCCGAGGCGCCGGUCAUCCUUCUUGGGGCAGCAGACCUCUUCCUCCGUGGCCGAGGGCUCGGGGCCGCCCGGUCGCCGGGUGAGCCUCGGUGGUGGUGGAGGAGGAAGCCUGUCAAGACCCCCCGGCGUCUACGUCGGCACCGUCCCCACCGGCGGAGUCAGCAGUUUGGGGACCCGAGUGUCCCGCAGGGCCCUGGGCAUCAGCAGCGUCUUCCUCCAGGGUCUGCGCAGCUCCUCUGCCGCCGUGCCCCUGGCCCCGGGGCUGGAGAAGGGACGGGGCCUCUCGUACGAGAGCCUGAAUGGCUGCUUGGUGGAGUACAUCGAGAAGGUGCGAGCUCUCGAACAGGUCAACCAGGAGCUGGAGGAGCACAUCAGGGUCUAUCUGGACAAGAAAGCGGCGAGCGUGGGCAGCUGGGGAGCGCUGCGGGAGAACUGGGAGGCCAUUUACCAUCAGGUGGGUGAAGCAGUCCUUGAAAAUGCUCGUCUUAUGCUGCACACUGAGAACAUUCAAGCCUGUGCUGAAGAUUUUAAAGACAGGUAUGAAAAUGAGCAGCCAUUCAGAAAGGCAGUGGAAGAUGAAAUUAAUUCUCUGUAUAAAGUGAUUGAUGAUGCUAAUUUAACUAAAAUGGAUCUGGAAAGUCAGAUAGAGAGCAUGAAAGAAGAACUAACUUUGCUGUCGAAGAAUCAUGAAGAAGAUGUGAAGGUAUUAUACAAGCAGCUUGCUGGAUCUCAACUGGAAGAACUUGAUGUUCCCCUGGGAAGUGGCCUGGAUGAUAUACUGGAAAAAAUCAGAAUCCACUGGGAGAGAGACAUCGAAAAGAAUCGUGCUGAGACAGGUGCCCUGCUACGUACCAAGCAACAGGCUGAAACAGUGGCUGCCAUGAGAACCCAGGAGGAAGAGCUGGUGGAGGGCCUCAGAACCGAGUUCCAUGAAAUUGCCUGCAAAAUACAAAGCUUGCAAGCAGAAACCGAAUCUUUGAGAACCUUGAAGAGGGGUCUGGAGAACUCUUUAUACGACGCCAAGCAUUGGCACGACAUCGAGCUGCAGAACCUUGGCUCUGUCAUUUCCAAGCUGGAGGCAGAAAUGGGAGAAAUCAAAGUAGAAACCGAGCAGCAGCAGCGGGAUCGCGAAAGUCUGUUGACCAGCAAGCAACAGCUGGAGAAAGACAUUGCUGCAUAUCACUGCCUGCUGGAUGGAGAACAAAGCAGCUGAUUAUGAAACUCCCAGCUCACAGAAGACCAUUGCCAUUAAAGCAAAAGAUGUCACUGACAAAUAUGUUCAUGGAAGCUAAAAACCCAUGAAAACAGCCUGCUUUAUUCAGUUUGAUUCAUCAAUUGAAGUAGGUUGUAGCUUGAACAACUUCAUUAGACCCUCCUCAUGUAAUUGCUUUGCUUACAGGUUUCAAUUUACUCAUGUUGUUAAAAUUAUAAUAAAAAUAAAGAAUAUCAGGGGUUU
Messenger RNA from Calypte anna (Anna's hummingbird), 1571 nucleotides. RefSeq names its product beaded filament structural protein 2 (gene BFSP2). The record is from RefSeq and is a predicted model, not a curated record. Gene Ontology annotation, cellular component: intermediate filament. Gene Ontology annotation, molecular function: structural molecule activity. Gene Ontology annotation, biological process: intermediate filament organization. The transcript has 7 exons. Lineage: Eukaryota; Metazoa; Chordata; Aves; Apodiformes; Trochilidae. Bases 108 to 1328 code for a protein of 406 amino acids.